Pygocentrus nattereri (red-bellied piranha) is the source of this 1024-nucleotide messenger RNA. RefSeq names its product O-acyl-ADP-ribose deacylase 1 (gene oard1). Gene Ontology annotation, biological process: peptidyl-glutamate ADP-deribosylation. The record is from RefSeq and is a predicted model, not a curated record. The transcript has 6 exons. NCBI's taxonomy places the organism in Eukaryota, Metazoa, Chordata, Actinopteri, Characiformes, Serrasalmidae. Bases 139 to 630 code for a protein of 163 amino acids.
CAGUGAGGCGCCUCUGAGAGAAACGGACAGCGGCGUUUCUGCAGCUGCUGUUGCUACACAGUUUAGCUGCGUUUGUCGUUUAGACGGAAAACGCUGCAGCUGUCGCCAGGGUUGAAUAUACUUCUAAGAAAUGACAAAAUGUCUAAAGAGCCCAAGAGCCAACUUGGUGAGAAUGAAGACAGAGAUGAUGGUGAAGUAGUGGGCGGUAAGCUGAAGUAUGUGAAGGGUGAUCUGUUCUCCUGCCCUGCCACGGACGCCCUGGCACACUGCAUCAGUGAAGAUUGUCGCAUGGGAGCUGGUAUCGCUGUCCUCUUUAAAAAGAAGUACGGCGGAGUGGAUGAAUUGCUAGCACAAAAGAAGCAACCUGGAGAAUGUGCUGUACUUAAGAGAUCUGACCGAUUUGUUUACUACCUGAUUACAAAGAAGAAAUACAGCCACAAGCCCACCUAUCAAACCCUCAGACAAAGCCUGGAAGCCAUGAAAGCACACUGCUUGGACAAUGGAGUGACCGGACUGUCGAUGCCUCGGAUUGGCUGUGGCUUGGAUCGACUAAGCUGGGACAAGGUGUCAGUGAUGAUUGAAGAAGUCUUCCAAAACACAGAUGUGGCCAUCACUGUAUAUGUACUGUAGCCCAUGGCGAUACAGGUAGAAGAUUUGCACUUGUACUUGAUGGUUGGAUGUUCCUGGGGACAGUACGAUAGGGCUGUGAAAAGAAUGAUGAUAUGCAAAGUCUGUUAGACUAAAAAAAAUCUCAGGCUAAAUGAAUCAAUUUCUUGGUGUAAAUUACGGACUAAGUAUUGUUUUUUUGUAUUGUUCUUUGAUGAAGUUCUGAGAGUUGUUGUGGUAAAUGGAUCAUAAAGCAUGUUGACCACUAGAUGGAGUCAGUGCUUUGAAAUACUCUGUAGCCGUCUGCUACAUUUGUUGAAUUUUUUAUUUUAGUACCAGUUUAAUCAUUUCUGCUGGUUGUGAUUGAAUGAAACAAAUGGAUGCCUCACAAAAUAAAUGUUUAAUUUUCAUAACCAUA